This is a messenger RNA of Empidonax traillii (willow flycatcher), 1566 nucleotides long. It is a transcript of the gene SCRN2, whose product is annotated as secernin 2. The coding region runs from base 171 to 1442 and encodes 423 amino acids. Lineage: Eukaryota; Metazoa; Chordata; Aves; Passeriformes; Tyrannidae. Gene Ontology annotation, biological process: proteolysis. Gene Ontology annotation, molecular function: dipeptidase activity; cysteine-type exopeptidase activity. The record is from RefSeq and is a predicted model, not a curated record. The transcript has 9 exons.
GACCGGGAGCAGCGGCGGCGGUGCGGGAGCAGCGGCAGGGACGGCGUUAUCUCACAGACCCCCCAAUUCCGGCCCCAAAGGGACCCUGGGGACACAUCCAGGACAGGCACAAGGGGGUGACAUCCCCUCGGUGUCUCCCCCCUACCCCCCUCCUCUCUGCCGGGUUUAGGAUGGCGGGGCAGGGUCCUGUUCCCUCGUCCUGCGACUGCUUCGUGGCCCUGCCCCCCCACACCGCGUCCCCCGCCGUCAUCUUCGCCAAGAACGCCGACCGCCCGCGCCACGAGGUCCAGGAGAUCGUCUAUGUCCCCGCUGCCACCCACCAGCCCGGGGACAAAGUCCAGUGCACAUACCUGGAGGUGGAGCAGGCAGAGCACACCCACGCUGUGGUGCUGAGCCGCCCCGCCUGGCUCUGGGGCGCCGAGAUGGGCGCCAACGAGCACGGCGUGUGCGUGGGUAACGAGGGCGUGUGGACCCGCGAGCCCCUGGGCGAGGACGAGGCGCUGCUGGGCAUGGACCUGGUGAGGCUGGGUCUGGAGCGGGGCAGCUCGGCCCGGGAGGCCCUGGAGGUGAUGACGGCGCUGCUGGAGCGUUAUGGGCAGGGCGGGAGCUGCAAGGAGGAGCCGGUGCCCUUCGUGUACCACAACACCUUCCUGCUGGCCGACCGCACCGAGGCCUGGGUGCUGGAGACCGCCGGGCGCUACUGGGCGGCCCAGCGGAUCACCGAGGGAAGCCGCAACAUCUCCAACCAGCUGAGCAUCGGCAGCGAGAUCACGGCGGAGCACGCGGGGCUGCGGCAGCGGGCACGGAGCCAGGGCUGGUGGAGCGGGCACGGCGAGUUCAGCUUCGCCCAGGUUUUCUCCCUGGAGCAGCAGCCCCCGCGCAUGGAGGCUGCCAAGGCCCGCUUCCGAGCGGGGAGGGAGCUGCUGAGGCAGCACGAAGGUCACAUCACGGCGGAGACGCUGAUGUCCAUCCUGCGGGACAAGGGCAGCGGGAUCUGCGUGGACUCGGAGGGGUUCCGCACGGCGGGCAGCAUGGUGUCCGUGCUGCCCCGCGACCCCGCCCUGCCCUGCGUGCACUUCUUCACCGCCACCCCCGACCCCUCCAGGUCCGUCUUCAAGCCCUUUGUGUUCGUGGCUGGCGUCAAGCCCGUGCCGCAGGUGAGGUCCCCGACCUUCCCCCAGGACCCUGCCAAGCAGAUCCCGCGGUUCCAGAGCUCGGUGGAUCGGCGGCACGAGCUGUACCGCCGGCACCAGGCAGCCCUGGAGCUCAUGGAGCAGGACCAGGAGUGGGGCCAGAAGCUCCUGGAGACGCUGCAGGAGCUGGAGAAGCAGGGCCUGGAGGGGAUGAAGGCACUGCUGGAGGGGACAGAGACCCCCCACCCAGAGGAACUGGCUGACCUCUUCUUUGACUGCGUGGAGGCAGAGCUGAAGUUUUACACAUAAACCCCACACAGCCUCCUUCUCCAGAGCUUUGCUCCGGGACUGGACGCCACCAGGAGCUCGCUGGGACCUGCUGGAUCCCAGGAGGGGUGUCCCUGGCUGAGCCCGGGGCUGGGGGUGGCCCUGC